AUGAGUCGUUUCAACAUUCACAAUCGCUUGGUGGCUAUCGCUGUCUCUUUCGGGUCUCUGACCUACGGCUAUUCCUCUUCGAUUAUCGGGAGCACAAUUGGGCAGCCUGGAUGGUAUUCUUUCUUCAAAUUGCCCGCCCAAGGCGAGCCGGGCUACGCAACUACAACAACUCAAGCCAUUGCGACCGCCAAUGGUCUCUAUAGUGCUGGAGGCGCCGUUGGCAGUCUCUUCAUUAUGUGGGCUGCCAGUGCGAUUGGACGCAAGCGCAAUAUUCAGUUGGGAGCACUCCUGGUGCUCCUGGGUGGCGCUUUGCAAGGCGGAGCGGCCAAUCUGGACAUGUUUCAAGCGGGCCGCUUUAUCGCGGGUCUAGGAGUGGGCAUCCUGGUGACCAUUUGCCCGAUGUAUCUCUCCGAAAUCUCCCCGCCACAGAACCGAGGAUUCUUAGUCGGUCAUCAUGCGAUCUUCCUGGUCUUCGGAUACAUGCUCAGCUCCUGGCUUGGGUUUGCAUGCUACUUCGCGACCGGGGAUAAUCCGUCUUUUGCAUGGAGGUUCCCUCUCUGCAUGCAGUGUUUCGGUCCUCUUGUCUUGUUCCUCACGUCGAUCUUUAUCACAGAGUCCUCUCGUUGGCUGCUGCAGCAGGGCAAGUCCGAAGAAGCUUGGAAGUCAUUGAAGAAAUUGAGGAGACACCCUAUUGGUGAUCCGGAGGACCUUGCGAUCAAGGAAGAGUUCUACCAAAUCCAACAGCAGCUCGCACUUGAGCAGGCGAAACUGAAUGCUCUAGGCUACGGACCUUGGACUGCUAUAAUCAAAAAAUCAAGCUAUCGCAAGCGAAUGAUCAUCGGGUUCUUGACUCAGUGGGGUGCGGAAUUUGGAGGACCUUUGGUCAUUAACAACUACUUUGUCAUUUUGUGUACCAAUCUCGGUCAAACGGGCUAUAUGCCCCUUCUGCUCUCUGCAAUCUGGCUUACCACCGCCGGUCUGAUAUACAACCCAUUCGGAGCGUGGCUUCAUGACCGGGUGAAUUCCCGCCGGUGGAUGUUCAUGGUUGGACUGAUGGGCUGUCUGGUCACAACCUCCGGCCUGGCCGGGUGCAUUGCUCAAUAUUCUGGGAAGGCCAACAAAGCCGGCAACGGAGCUGGCUUGUUCUUCAUUUUCCUGUAUUUGGCAUUCCAAGGCGAGAUUUUCCCCACAGAAAUUCGUGGUAUCGGUAUGGGAUUUUCCCUCUUUGGGCAAUUCGCAGCCACUGUGAUUUUGCUCCAAACGGCGCCUGUUGGCAUUCAGAAUGUUGGCUGGAAGUACUACCUAGUCAUCAUUUGCUGGUGCAUUUUCUUUAUCCCCAUUGUUUAUUUUUUCUGGCCUGAGACAGCCCGAUUGACGCUCGAGGAGAUUGCUUCUCAAUUUGGGGAUGACGUUGCGGUACAGAUUCAUGGUAUCUCCGACGAGCAACGCCAACACUUGGAUGAAUUUCUCCAGGACAAGGACAUCAUCCACAUGGAAAACACCGAGCACGCUUAA
Molecule: messenger RNA, 1515 nt
Organism: Penicillium riverlandense
Lineage: Eukaryota; Fungi; Ascomycota; Eurotiomycetes; Eurotiales; Aspergillaceae
Product: putative MFS sugar transporter
Exons: 6
Coding region: 1-1515 (504 amino acids)
Biological process (GO): transmembrane transport; carbohydrate transport
Cellular component (GO): membrane
Molecular function (GO): carbohydrate:proton symporter activity
Source: RefSeq, a predicted model, not a curated record